Molecule: messenger RNA, 1200 nt
Organism: Bursaphelenchus okinawaensis
Lineage: Eukaryota; Metazoa; Nematoda; Chromadorea; Rhabditida; Aphelenchoididae
Source: the annotation of a GenBank genome assembly
AUGUUGGUGGGAUUGUUUUGGCCGAAAUGGGUUUACAUCAAGAGAUUCGGCUAUGCUGGACUGUUUUCGUAUGUUUGCACCACCGACAACGACGUUCCUGGACUGACGAACAUGUGUUUCUCGUCUGCUGAUGUAGGUUUUUGUUUUGGAAAUAAAGUUUUUUUUAUAUUUUUAUUAUAUUAUUUUAUAUUAUGGUUUGGAAAGAAAGUUCUUGCCAUUUUGUGUUCUGUAAAGAAAGUUCUUGCCAGUUUUUGAUUUUUAAAGAAAGUUUUGAUCAUGCUUUACCUCGGAGCCAAUUUUCGAAUAAUUUUUUAUUCUAGGAACAAAGUUAUGAAGUUUAUAAAAAGUGGAAGUUUAGAGGAAGAUUUGUAAUGUAUUUUGCACUGAAAAUCUUCCACUCAACUUCCAUUUUUUAAAAUCACUUAAAAUGGUCUAAAAACACAUUUUUGACACAUUUUAAAAGUGGAAGUUCAGUGGAAGAUUUUCAGUGCAAAUUACAUUGCAAAUCUUCCAACCAAAUUCCACUUUCAAAACACCUUUAAAUCCGAUUCUAUUAAUUUAAGGGCAUAUUCGCUGGUAAAUUUCGUUCUUUAACGGUAUCAUUUGCCUUUAUAACUGUGGUAUUCGCGUUGAUAUCGCUGAUUUGGGGAACGAUUAGUCUAUUUACUGGUCGGAAGGGCUUCUUCUACACUGCCAUGUUUCAUUUGUUGGCUACAAUAACAGGAUACCUGGCUACGUAUUGGUUUUACAGCCAGUUUUCGGAUGAUAAUGGUAAGGUUUCCGCCUCUACCCUGCCCUAUAAUUGCUCUACCCUAUAAUUGUCAUACCCAACCCUACCCUACCCUACCCUACCCUACCCUGCCCUACCUUACCCUAAAGUACUCUGUCUUAAUAUACCUUUUCUUGCUCUACCCUGCCUUUCUUUAUUCCACCCUGCCCCACCAUGCCUUUUUUUACCAUGCCCAACUUACCUUAUCAACCUUAUUCUACAAGCCUAAGGAAUGAAUUUUUUGGUCUUUACAAACCUAAGCUUCCCUUGUCAAAGCCUGAUCUAGCUUCUUUUCAGAAGAACUCCGAGCAGUGAUAAGCAGGCAUUCGGAUGUGACAUACGAUGAAGGCUACUUCGUCUACUUGGCCGGUGUGAACUUUGUAUUCCUGGCUUCGAUGGCGAGCGGACUAACUCAUUUCAAUCAAGAAUAA